Messenger RNA from Staurois parvus, 399 nucleotides. Lineage: Eukaryota; Metazoa; Chordata; Amphibia; Anura; Ranidae. The record is from the annotation of a GenBank genome assembly.
CAGCUUGUCACAUGGUACAAGGCUGCUGUGAAUAGCCUUGUACCAUGUGACCUCUGUGAUCAUUCACAGAUUUCACACGUAAUAAGCAAUGAUGUCAGAAAUGACAUCUUGCUUACUACUCUGUAUGUGAUCACUGAUUGGCCAAUCAGUGAUCACAUACAGAGUAGUAAGCAAGAUGUCACUUCUGACAUCAUUGCUUAUUACGUGUGAAAUCUGUGAAUGAUCACAGAGGUCACAUGGUACAAGGCUAUUCACAGCAGCCUUGUACCAUGUGACAAGCUGUGACCAAUCACAGCUCACACAGUAGUUCUCAAUGGUUGCAAGGAAUGCAGCCAGGGAGAAGGAGAAAUGUUUGCUUUUACAGCCUUUAUGGGUGUAAAAGCAAUCAUUGUAAAAAAA